UUUCUUUUCCCCAUUUCCUUCUUCCUCCCCGUGCCUCCUUCCCCUUCUCCCCAGCCGCAACCGCCGCGCCUCUUCUCCUUCCUCCCGUACGCUGCGACGACUCUACCGUCUCCUUCUCCUUUCCUUCUCUUUUCUCUUUUCCUUCCGCCGUUCCCUUCCGUCUUUCUUUCCGCCGCAGCCCAGCCGCCCCAUCCUUCCCCUUCUCUCCGUUCGCGAAGCAAAACCGCCACCGACCGACCUCCAUUCCUCUUCUCCUUCCCGUUCGCAGCCCCGCCGCAAACCGUCGCCUCCCUUCCCUUCCAUUUUCUUCUUCCGUCCGCAGCCCUGCCGCAAACCGCCGCGUCUCCCCUAUUGAAGCCGAGCGCCGCGACCCUUCUCCUCUUCUCUUCAGUUCGCAAAGCAGCCGUACGCGUCCAGAUCUGCCGCCGUCCAGAUCUGCACCGCAAGACCGCGUCGUUGCCCUUCCGCCGCUGCCCGGUCCAGAUUUGCGUCGCCGUGCACAGCCUCACCGCCGCUGAAACCGUUUCCGCGUCUUGUUCUGUUUCCGUCGAAGCCGAGCCACCGUGUGAAGCAGUAACCGCCACGUCCGCCGCUCACAACCGCCGUCCACCGAUCCCUUCUCCUCCGUUGUCUGCACUGCCGCGCGACUCUCCGGCCGUCUGUAUACGGUCUCUCCGUCGCACGUCGUCUCUUCGCAAAGCUACUACUGCUCGAUUUCUUUCGCAAAACACUAAAUGAAAAAUGCAAUUAUAUCAAAGUUGAUGUCCUAAAGAAGAAAAGUAAAAGAGAAAAAGGGAUUUGGGGGCGAAACUCCGGGACGGGGACAGAGGGCCUGAGAAAAAUGGCGGCAAGGCAGAAAGCGGUGGCGACGCUGCCUAAUCUAAUUAGAACCCUUAAAAAUGAUCGCCGGAAGCCUGGUUUCAGCCAGCCUCUUCCGUCGUUGAGACGUGCCUUUUCACUUUACGAUCAGAUCAAUCUCAUCGACAAUGUCCCUGAAGAUCAGCUUCGUUUUCAACGGUAUACUGAGACGGGGUUCACUGUGAAUGGAGUGGAUUAUGAGGGCAGCUUGCUUUGUGUUGGGAAUUUGUUGAUGUCUUGGACUCCUAAGAAAUUUUCGGAAAUUACGUCUGAUAGCUUAUCUAUCUUCCAGAUUGUGCGCCCUAUUCCAGAAAUUCUAAUACUUGGCUGUGGGAGAUAUACUGAACCAGUAAAUCCUGAAUUGAGGCAGUUCAUUCGUUCCACUGGCAUGAAGUUGGAAGCUGUAGACACGAGAAAUGCGGCAUCAACUUAUAAUAUCCUAAAUGAGGAGGGUAGAAUUGUAGCUGCAGCGCUUCUGCCUUAUGGAGUUUCUUCAUGACCCACCGCCCAGAGCCAGACUCACUCUAAAAAUCUUCACUCUAAAAAUCUUUCAUUAUAUAUGGAUGGUGUGUUGGGGGCAAAUGUUUGCCUUCCAUGUAGUGCAUGUGGGUGGUCUUAUGCAUAAGUCACAUCCCUCUUUGAAAUGUUGUUGUUACCAAGUUAUUGUAGCUUAUUUUAAUUUGUUUGAAAUCUUUGUGGGUUGCUUGGGUGAUGAGGCAUAUAGUCUGCAAGAUAGAAGUGUUCGGGCGGUUAAAGAUUCUAAGUCUUCAUCUUUGGUGUUAGAAGUCUAUCAUUUGUGUUUAGGGAUAGUUUGAGGAGGUCAUUUGUUCACGUUUUAUUGAUAAUGGAAAUCAUUGUUUUGUUCGAUGUAACUCGUGAUUAGAGUGGAGCUAUUCUCAACCGUUUAUUAUGUAGUUUUUUUUAAUGCUAAUAGUUCCCUACGUGUUAAGGUUA
Molecule: messenger RNA, 1812 nt
Organism: Cucumis sativus (cucumber)
Lineage: Eukaryota; Viridiplantae; Streptophyta; Magnoliopsida; Cucurbitales; Cucurbitaceae
Product: NADH dehydrogenase [ubiquinone] 1 alpha subcomplex assembly factor 3-like
Exons: 5
Coding region: 842-1357 (171 amino acids)
Biological process (GO): mitochondrial respiratory chain complex I assembly
Cellular component (GO): mitochondrial inner membrane
Source: RefSeq, a predicted model, not a curated record